This is a messenger RNA of Echinops telfairi (small Madagascar hedgehog), 2047 nucleotides long. It is a transcript of the gene BBS2, whose product is annotated as Bardet-Biedl syndrome 2. Bases 1 to 1659 code for a protein of 552 amino acids. Gene Ontology annotation, biological process: non-motile cilium assembly. Lineage: Eukaryota; Metazoa; Chordata; Mammalia; Afrosoricida; Tenrecidae. The record is from RefSeq and is a predicted model, not a curated record. The transcript is spliced from 16 exons. Gene Ontology annotation, molecular function: protein binding. Gene Ontology annotation, cellular component: motile cilium; BBSome; ciliary basal body.
AUGGCAAGCGUGGCUGACGGGGCAAAUGCAAUCGUGUUGGGGACACUGGGAGACAUUUCCUCGCCUCUUGCAAUUAUCGGUGGAAAUUGUGCCCUGCAGGGUUUUGACCACGAAGGGAAUGAUCUCUUCUGGACGGUUACUGGAGAUAACGUGCACUCCUUGGCCCUGUGUGACUUCGACGGCGACGGGAAGAAGGAGCUCCUUGUUGGAUCUGAGGACUUUGAUAUCAGAGUUUUUAAAGAAGAUGAGAUUGUGGCAGAAAUGACAGAAACAGAGAUCAUCACCUCCCUCUGCCCCAUGCACGGCAGUCGCUUUGGCUAUGCCCUUUCCAACGGCACAGUGGGAGUUUACGACAGAAUGGCCCGGUACUGGAGAAUCAAAUCCAAGAAUCAUGCCGUGAGCAUUCAUGCUUUUGACCUGAAUUCCGACGGAGUGCCUGAGCUGAUAACUGGUUGGUCGAAUGGGAAGGUCGAUGCUCGCAGUGACCGCACCGGCGAGGUCAUUUUCAAAGACAACUUCUCUUCUGCAGUAGCUGGUGUGGUCCAGGGGGACUACCGGAUGGAUGGCCACACUCAGCUCAUCUGCUGCUCAGUGGAUGGAGAAAUCCGGGGCUACCUGCCAGGCACAGCGGAGCUCCGGGGGAGCCUCUCGGACACCAGCGUGGAGCAGGACCUCAUCCGGGAGCUCAGCCAGCGGAAGCAGAACCUGCUGCUAGAGCUGCGGAACUAUGAGGAAAACACCAAGGCGGGAUCCAGCAGUCCUCUGAAGGAGGCCCCUGGGCAGCGAGGCAUCAUCCCCGCCAACACCCGGCUCCACACUCUCACCCCUCCCAAAGACGUCCCCGUGGACCUGCACCUGAAAACCUUCGUGGGCUACCGGAGCAGCACGCAGUUCCACGUGUUCGAGUUAACGCGCCAGCUGCCCCGCUUCGCCAUGUACGCACUGAGCGGCCCAGACCCCGCCGCCGAGCCGCUCGGCCACGUGAACUUCGUCCUCGCCGAGCGUGCCCAGAGGAUCGUUGUAUGGCUCAGCCAAAACUUCCUGCUGCCGGAAGACGGGAACAUUCCGAACGCCCCUUUCCAAGUGUGCUUCACGUCCCUACGGAGCGGCGGCCGGCUGUGUAUAAAGACAAAGCCCAGUGGAGAGGUCGCCGUGAACACCGACGACAUCGAUCUGGCUGGCGAUAUCAUCCAGUCAAUGGCCUCUUUUUUCGCGAUUGAAGACCUCCAGGUCGAAGCAGAUUUCCCGGCCUAUUUUGAGGAGUUACGAAAGGUGCUGGCUAAGGUGGACGAACACCACUCGGUCCAUCAGAAGCUCAGCGCUGACAUGGCCGACAACUCCAGCCUGAUCCGCAGCCUGUUGGUGCGGGCCGAGGACGCUCGUCUGAUGAGGGACAUGAAAGCAAUGAAGAAUCGCUACAUGGAACUCUACGACCUUAAUAAGGAUUUGCUAAACGGAUACAAGAUUCGCUGUAACAAUCACACAGAGCUGCUGGGAAACCUCAGGGCCGUGAACCAGGCCAUACAGCGAGCAGGCCGUCUGCGUGUUGGCAAACCGAAGAACCAGGUGAUCACCGCCUGCCGGGAUGCGAUCCGCAGCAACAACAUCAACACCUUGUUCAGAGUCAUGCGGGCGGGCACAGCGUCUUCGUCUUCGUAGGAGAGCAAAGGAUGGGAAGUGAAGUGGGUGGAAAAGACUUUUGCUUAAACCCCGAGCCUCGUUGGCUGUGUGUCACCUCCUCCUUGUGAGCCCAGGGACCUGGGCCUGAAGCCGCUGGGGUGGUUGUGCCCCUGAAGACAGAGCUCCGCCUCCGAAGACUGCCUUCCCCUGGUGUUUAUAACCCAACGGGCCUGGGGCAGAGGGCUAGCCUCGAGAGGAGGAGGAGGAGGAGAGCGAAGGACUCCCGAAACGUCAGGGUCUCAGAGUCCAAGCUUUCUGGACGCACAUAAAGCCAUUGUACAGACGCAUCCUUUUAGGCUUGCGAUUGUCAUAGAAUUUGUCACUUUACAAGAGAUUGUUUACUUUUUGAUUAAAACCUGAAGUGUAA